GGCUCAUAAAAUUUCUUGCGAAUUGAUGAAAUUUAUCGAUGUCACCUUGAUUUUUUUCCUCCAGGCCGAGCUUCUGCUCAACCAGAUUUAUCAGUUUGCAUAGAGAAAUCGUUUGCGUUCUCUCCUGCAAGUUUACCGUGAGCAAAUCUAUUCUUCAUUUUGUCCUCUUCUUGCUACUUACCUCCAAACAUCAAAACCGCAAAGCCAUGUCGCCCCGCUCCGGAAUUGCCGCUGGCCGCGAACGUGGUCACGUCACCACGGUGCGCACCCUGAAGCAAAAGCCCUCCAAUAUGAAGGGCAAGCUCUCCUCCAAAGUCGCCCUCGUUCGCGAGGUGGUCCGCGAGACCGCGGGCUUCGCGCCCUAUGAACGUCGUGUCAUGGAGCUCAUCAAGAUGGGGUCCGCCUCCUCCCUAUGCAUUGCAAAUAUGUCUAGUAGGUCUGGAAGGAUGCAACUUGUGAUGCUGCAUUUGGAUUCUACAAAAAUCUGUAUUGCAUAAACAGAAAAAGAGGUCCAGUUUUUGCCACGGUGCGAGGGCAUUUCUCAUGCGGUACAGGCAUCAGGAAGUCCUCGAAAAAUAUGUGAUGCUAGGGUAGGCAUCACAGACAUCAGGAGAUAUGCAAAAUGUGCAUGACAAACCUUGCAUCCCUCCAGACCCAGACAUAUUUGCAUUUAAUACUCCCUGAAGCGUGCGUUGAAGUACGCCAAGAAGCGGUUGUAUGACUGUGCACAACUCCCCCUCCCCCUCAUUUGUAAUGCAAAAUACCAAACUCACACGUAAGCAUUGUUAGCAUGACAAAUUUUGGAACCUCAAAUAGUACUACAAUCCGCAUGUAGAUUUGUCAUGCGAAGGCCCCUUUUCUGCUGUUGCUUGUGUUGCUGUUCAUGCAAUACAAAUGUGGGGGAGGGGGAGUUGUGCACUUUUAUAGGUUGGGCACGCACAAGCGCGGUAAGAAGAAGCGUGAGGAGAUGACCGAGGCGAUUGUAUCCUGUGCAAAAGUAUCGUACUCGUAUAAAUGCUGGUCUUGCAUUACAAAUUUCUUUGUCAAGCUCAAGGCAAAUCAGCAUUACAAAUUUUAUUUCUCAUGCUGAGAAAAUUUGUAAUGCAUUUAUACGUGUGCGAUACUUUUGCAGUUCAUAGAUUGCCGCCCAGCGCAAGAAGCACUAAAUUUCUUCAGUGCUAAAUGUAAAUUGGGUCUUUUCUUGGUCAAUCUGGUAUGAGAAGAAGAGGGGGAGGACAGAUUGAUGCUUUAAACUUCGGGAGUCGAAAUGGAACAUGAACAUCAACGCGGGAAAGUAGAUAUAUAAGAAGAUUUUUCGAGAUUUUUCCGUUUGUAUGCCUCCCUGCUCGUCGUCACGGAAUAAAUUGGGACGUCGUUCACUGCUAAUUACAGACGGAACAGUAGAGGGUCAUUGUCAUUUUUAUGUCAGCAUGACCAUAUCUAACACGGAAUAAAAGAAGAACGGAAACACUACUACAACCACAGAACAUCAACAUAAGACACGCCACAGCAUUAACCUCGAAAAUGAACACAAUGCACACAACUAGUAGUUUUUGUCGUACUUUUUUACAAAGUAUGGUACUAAAAAACAAGACCUUCAUCGUAUGUGCUGCAUGUGGUGGUCAACGGAUACGGAAAGAUGAAUCAAAAAUGUCGCAUGAAGAUUUUUCUGCUUCGGCAGAAAAUAAGAUAAGGCCAUUGUACUGUUAAAGAAGUGAACAUCAAGAGCCAGUAUUCUAUUAAUGUGAGAAUGCAACCAGAGCUGCCAAGUAGUACACGAUGUUGAAAAGCAAUGUAGUACAAAGUACCACGUCAAUUCCAGGGAAAUACAGCUACAAAGAAUUACUCGAUCUGGAGGACGAGCGCCUGCUAUUCACCCAAUGAAUACUUGCUGGUGAUCGGCGUUUCAUCAAAAACUUUCACAAACAAAAUAAAGCACGCACUCAGCAAACACAGCACUAGAGGAAGGAGGUAGGACUAUGUAUAAUACUUACUUUACAUCACCUCCACCACCCGAAAUGUCCAACCUUGUUGGAUGUUUUAUAUGUGUGAAAUACGCGGAAAACUCAAAGGUGAGUCGUGCGAAAAAACUAAAUUUCCAGUGUAGUGCAGGAC
Molecule: messenger RNA, 2115 nt
Organism: Amoebophrya sp. A120
Lineage: Eukaryota; Dinophyceae; Syndiniales; Amoebophryaceae
Source: the annotation of a GenBank genome assembly